AUGGUCCUCUUCCUAGAAACGCAUACAUGGAGAGCGUUAAAUAGCAAAUCCAUUUAUCUAUAUAUUAUAUUACAUUAUAUCUAUCUAUCUAUCUAUCUAUCUAUCUAUCUAUCUAUCUCUUCUGUUCAUAUGAAUAUCUAUCUAUCUAUGUCAGUCUGUUCAUAUGAAUAUCUAUCUAUCUAUCUAUGUCAGUCUGUUCAUAUGAAUAUCUAUCUAUCUAUCUAUCUAUCUCAGUCUGUUCAUAUGAAUAUCUAUCUAUCUAUCUCAGUCUGUUCAUAUGAAUAUCUAUCUAUCUAUCUAUCUAUCUCAGUCUGUUCAUAUGAAUAUCUAUCUAUCUAUCUAUCUAUCUCAUCUGUUCAUAUGAAUAUCUCUAUCUAUCUAUCUAUCUAUCUAUCUAUCUAUCUAUCUCAGUCUGUUCAUAAUAUCUAUCUAUAUCUAUCUAUCUAUCUAUCUAUCUAUCUCAUCUGUUCAUAUGAAUAUCUAUCUAUCUAUCUAUCUAUCUCAGUCUGUUCAUAUGAAUAUCUAUCAUAUCUAUCUAUCUAUCUAUCUCUGUCUCUGUCAUAUCUAUCAUCUAUGAAUCAUAUCUAUCUAUCUGUCUUUAUCUAUCUAUCUAUCUAUCUAUCUAUCUAUCUAUCUAUCUAUCCCUGUUUGUCUUCUUACGUUCAUAUAACAGAAUAUAAAAAAAACCUAUCUAUCUAUCUAUCUAUCUCAGUCUGUUCAUAUGAAUAUCUAUCUUCUCUAUCUAUCUAUCUAUGUCAGUCUGUUUAUAUCUAUCUCAGUCUGUUCAUAUGA
This is a messenger RNA of Acanthosepion pharaonis, 792 nucleotides long. The record is from the annotation of a GenBank genome assembly. Lineage: Eukaryota; Metazoa; Mollusca; Cephalopoda; Sepiida; Sepiidae.